GUUAGCCGUGCGCGGUCGAUGUGCAACAAAGCGGUCUCAAAGUGUGUGUGAGCCGCCCUUCUUCUGCUGCUGUGUGCGUGUGUUUAUGUGUGUAUAGGUGUGUGUGUGUGUGUGCACAUCGCAACAGCAGCCAGCUGCAGGCUGUGUGUACCAUCAGCCGCUGGGUGUCUUCACUCUGAGGGGCUUCACUGUAGACAACACAGGCUCGUGUAGGCUGGGCUCUCCGUGUUUUCCGGAAGAGAGAGGGUGUGAAACAUGGGACACAGCUCAGGUCAGCAGCUGAUCCUGCCACACGUCUGAAGCACAGGAGCCCGUGCGGAUGCCUGUGUGCUACUCGGCUGUGAGCAGAGUGAACCAAACCGGCACCGUGCGUCCAGCCGAACGGGACAGCCCUGUGGAUCCCUUUCACUGACACGCUUAAAGGGGCUCAAACACGCCCGAGCACUCAUUUGGCUCUGGUGAGACCCUGAGCAACGCAACCACAGGCUGGCCCAGUUCACGUUGAUGCUGGUGGGCACUCCCCAGUACUCUCCCCACCACCUGCUCCUGAGCCGCUCCCACCUUCCCACCUGCCAUGGCUAUGAGCAAUGACCCGGGCUGUGAGAGGCUGGACCCCGACUCUGACAAACAGACCAGCAGUCUCACAGACACCAUGGCUGCCAUGACAACUAAAGAUUUAGACAGCUCAACUGCCAACGGCGUGAAGAAUGGCGGGGCUCAGAGGGACGGGGCUCAGGCCAAGAGGACUCAUCCGCCGAGGCCUCAUCUGACUGGGAGGAAGUUGUCGCUGCAGGAGAGAGGCACCUACUUGUCAUCAGGCUCUGGAGGAGGCUACACGCACAUCUCUCCUCGUGUGGCUCGCAGGCCCACUGUGGAGUCGAAACGCGUAUCCAUAUCAGACGCUCAGGACUGUAUCCAGUUAAACCAGUAUAAGCUGAAGAGCGAGAUUGGGAAGGGCUCCUACGGUGUGGUCAAACUUGCCUACAAUGAGGACGAUGACAAACAUUAUGCCAUGAAGGUGGUGUCCAAGAAGAAGUUAAUGAAGCAGUGUGGUUUUCCACGUCGCCCACCCCCAAGAGGACCCAAGGCAGCCCAAGGAGAGCAGCCCAAAAUCUUAGGACCCCUGGAGAGGGUCUACCAAGAGAUUGCAAUCCUUAAGAAAUUGGACCAUAUCAACAUUGUGAAGCUGGUGGAGGUGCUGGAUGAUCCAGCGGAGGACAACCUUCACAUGGUGUUUGAGCUGAUGCGUAAGGGUCCAGUAAUGGAAGUGCCCACAGACAACCCUCUGUCAGAAGAGCAGGCGAGGUUAUACUUCAGAGACGUCAUCCUGGGCAUAGAGUACCUGCACUACCAGAAGAUUGUCCACCGGGACAUCAAGCCUUCUAACCUGUUACUGGGAGACGAUGGACACGUGAAGAUCGCAGACUUUGGGGUCAGCAACCAGUUUGAGGGCAAUGAUGCUUUGCUGUCCAGCACUGCUGGCACUCCUGCAUUUAUGGCACCAGAGACCCUUUCAGACACGCGAAAGAGCUUCAGUGGAAAAGCGCUGGACGUGUGGGCCAUGGGAGUUACUCUCUACUGUUUUGUCUUUGGGAAGUGCCCGUUUAUUGAUGAGUACAUUUUGGCCUUGCACAAUAAGAUAAGGACCAAGCUUGUGGAUUUCCCAGAAACACCAAAGAUCAGUGAAGAGCUGCGGACUCUGAUCUUGCGGAUGCUGGACAAGAACCCCGACACCAGGAUCACCAUCCCUGAGAUCAAGAUGGACCAGUGGGUGACCCAGGGAGGCAAUGACCCCUUGCCUCUGGAGGAGGAGCACUGCUCUGUGGUGGAGGUGACCGAGGAGGAUAUCCAGAACUCGGUCAAGUUCGUCCCUAGCCUCUCUGCAGUGAUCUUGGUAAGAGCCAUGCUGAGGAAGCGCUCCUUCAGCAACCCCUUUGAGUGUCCGAGCAGGAGAGAGGAGAGGUCCAUGUCUGCGCCUGGCAGCCUGCUCAUGGACUCGUGGCCCUUCCGGCCCUCUUUUAAACUUCACCCCUCACUCAGAAAGGGGAGCACAGGAGACGGACCCAGAGAAGUAGAGCUGGAGGACCUGCAUGAAGACGAGCCCUCCUCUUGAGUCUUAAUGACGCUCCUAUCACCAGAGCUUCAACUCUGUCCGCUUUGCAUCCUUUUUGCUUGAACCAAUGUUUGCUCAGCCCUUUAUUCUCACAUUUCCUUCAAAUCAGUGACAACUACAGGAACAUCACUCUAUACACUGAAGGUUUUAAAUCGGAUAUAUCGUUUGUGUCAACAUUCAGAUUUGUAUGCUCAGGCUUGCUUUCCUUUUUGCUUCCUGUUAGCUUCAGAUUAUCCUUUCUUCACCGAUUUUCCUUCUCCAAUGUGGAGUCUCUGGGCACAAACUGAUCUACAAUGUUGCUUGUGUUUAACUGCUCAACCACUUCCUGUUGUGACUGGCAUCAGUGAACCAAUAGGAAGAGGAACUCUUUGAAAUUUCAUGAACAGUUUAAAUUAUUAUUGUGAGAGAGAGACAAGAACAUGUUUGUCAGCUGGCAUUACACUGCAGUGUGGGAAAAAAAACUGUCAAACCCAGAUUUUCUUUUUUCUUUUUUUACCCGUCUGCAUGAUGAAUAGUUGGUCAUCAUCAGACUCUAUAGCCACCUGUUGCAGUCAUUGCCAGCCUGACAAAGAGGGGAAAAAACUUUGAUAUCAACACUUCAGCAUGUAGAUGAUACCAUAUUGUCUCUUCAGUGAACUACGGGACUUUUUAUUUAUGAUCAAUGAGUCAUUUUAACAUUGUACAUUAGAUGUUUGGAAGUGUCAUUAGUGUUAUCGUCUCACAACCUUGUCCCGGUGUAUGUGCCAUCAGUAGGUCGAAGUCCUUCCUGCGCUGCCUUCACUGCCCUCAGGCCCGGCUGGUUGAACUUCUCUGAUAGGAAGGCAAGGAAGUCAGCUGUCAAAGGGUGAUCACACAGAGAGGACAGCAAUGCUUAAACACAUUUUAAAGUUACUUUUGCUGCUGUGUGAUAUGUAAUUAUGUUUGUGGGAGUCAUUUCAGUCAUUUCAGGCUUCUUCUUCUUCUCUGUAGUGUGUUGUUUGUCUGAUGAUUUCUGUUCUCUAACGCUCUCUUUCCUUCAUAUCACACUGUACUGCCUGGUUUGAUGUGAUGUAAUUGUGACAGAAGCUUGAGCACUUUGAAGUGUAUGUUAUUUCACAGCGAGUGUGAACAGACUUAAAAUAGGAUGCAAACUACUCCCAUUGCCUAUACUUUAAAUAAUUCCCCUUUUCCAAAUUAGAAUUUAUUGGGGGGUUUAUGUUUGUGGGUAGGUUUCACCUUUUGUUUUGAUGGGACAGCUCAACAAUGAUCUGGGAUGCAGAGCUGAUUUAAAGGCAUCAAUAAAUUGAAUCUUCCCGUACGAAGUUUUCCAGGUUAAGGGACUUUACACAAUUUUUUAGGGGGGCAGGAGAGGUCAGAAAAUGGGGAGGAUGUAUGUUUCCUUUUUGCUGAGGGGAAGGUAGUCUGAUGUUUUUGGUAGAGCAGAGAAGGGUCUUUUUUUAAAACAUUGAAAAUUUCUGUAUUUAGGAUUAAUAUAUAAGGGGCAUCAAAUUGUCAGAAACAAUGGGUCUGGUGUGCAACAAUCCCGUCACGGUUUCAUGGAGUCAUUUUUCUCAUGACACUAAAUGUUAUCCCCACUGAAAGUCAUUUUCUCCUUCUUCAAAAAAAAAAAAAAAAAAGUUCAAUGUGUUAUGUAAAGUCGGCCUGUGUAAUAAUUAAAUUACAGCCUUUUGUUAUGUUUUCCAUAACGUUGGAAAUGUGCACCCUAGUGGCUGAGUCAAGGAUAGCGUCCAAAUAAAAUAUUAUUACUUGCAAGGGUUGUACAGCAAAUAUAGCAGCAAACCACAAUUUGCUAUGUAAAUAUAUGAUGGAGUCAUAGUGUCCUGAGCAGAAAAUGAGUCACGCUCCCUCUGCCUGUGUUGCUAUCACAGCCUCUCUGUGGUUUGUUUACAUAGUCGUCUGCCUCGUGUGCAGCUGAGUAGAGACUGAAACUGCUGUUUUUCUCAUCUAUGUCGGUGGAUUACGGAUUUAUUUCAACCAGGACAACAAAGAUGUUUUUUUCUGAGUUUUCAUUUGUUUCUGUCCCGAAGCUACAAUGACAUGCAAGAUAGAAUCACAGUUUUUUUUUCUGUGGAGUCUGGUAGCUAUAGUACGGCUGUUUCUGGUUAAACAAAAUGACUAUUUCUGUCGGGCUGCUUUCCAUAAUGUUGUCAGUCUCAACAUUCUGAGCCUGUCAGUGGCAAAACCAAGCACCUUUAGUGAACGUACUUUGAGGAUUAACGUUCGCUUACUUUGUGGCCAUUGUAGACCUUUUCAUGAAUAUUUUCACAUCUAACUCUGUGAAUUAUGGGUUUAUUUUGAUUUUAUAUGUAUAUUAAUUGUUUCUUUCCCAUUGUUUUGGUCUCAGAUGAUGGUACUCUAGUGCGACAUCCAGUGGCAGAUGAAUUUCAUAUAUUUAACCUUUAAAAACUGAAACCUAAAAUUUCACACCCCUCCCCACCCCAGUCAGUUUUAUACAGUCCCUAACUACAUCAGUUUGCCUGGCUGACCUUUUGAAGUUCCAACUAGCCAUGUAAGUUUGUAGAGCUGGGUAAGAUGUGAGAUCACAAAUGUUGGGAACAUGGAUGAAUGGAAAAGAUUUUAUUUUAUUUUUUUUUGUGAUUUGAGUCCUUUGUUUUCCAUUCAAUGUUGUGGGCUAGCAUAAAAAAAGCCCAAUGUGUGGGUUGCUUUGUCUCCGCCGACUCAAAUCAAUGAGAACAUUUCUGCCUCCACAGCAGCUCGGCCUCAGAUAAAUGUUUAUAUAAAUCCAGUUUGAUUCUUUCCUCCUCUUUGGCCUGGUGCGUCGCUCUGUGAAAGAAAGCAUGUUUGGCCGACAGAAUGCUCUGAUCACUUGAACCACAGUGAAAAGGAGCAUUUCAAAGUCAUAAUUAGGCCCAGGCUGCAAACAUCAACAACCCUUCCCCAUCCACUUCAGUGCCGACCCCAGUGUGGCUGAUUAGAAACGGGGAGCGCAGCGUUUUGCAUUUCCCCCGUUAAUCUUGCCCUCAGUCUCUGCCAGUGAAGGAUGCUAGCUGGAGCUCAGAGAGAAGGAUUGGUAGUAUCUGAAUGGGGAAUGCUUGGGCCUCUGUGUUUGGGGAUUUGUGUACACAGAGGCAGAGACUUUAUGCAUAAAAAUCAUGAAUGCUUUUAACAUUAAAAUGUCAACUUUAUUAUCAUGUGAGGGCUGGGGAAUGUGAAGCUCUAUAUCUUUUUUUAAAUUGUUCAGUAAAAUGUGGUAAGAUAUGUUUGUAAAAGAUAAAUUAAUAUCUUAAUGUCUAAUUGUUUGAAAUGUUGUAUAUGCAGUUUGAAAUUAAGGGUUAAUCAUGUGUUUCUUUUGUUUUUGUUCGUACUCUCUCUGUUGAGGAUGAUGGAAGUGAACAAAGGUACUGAGGUCUGUGUGCAGGGUAACCUUCAAUGAAGGGCUGUUUGAACCAAAAAGUAUAAAAUGGUGUGUUCAGUUUUAUUUGCUAAAAAACGAAUUUUUUUGGUCGUAGAUGUGUCCAGCUUUACAUUUGUGUCUUUGUACAGACAUUUGUCAGUGUCGGAGGUGCAAUAUUGUUGUCGUCUUUAUCAUUAUUUGCUCAUGUGCCUGUUAUCCUCUUAUCUGCAUUUUAGUUGUCCUUGUUGAAAAGAAUAUGCUUCUAUUUAAAUAUUUGCACUUUUCCACUGAGAUACAUAUUAAAGCUAUUGUGAUUGCA
This is a messenger RNA of Morone saxatilis (striped sea-bass), 5787 nucleotides long. It is a transcript of the gene camkk1a, whose product is annotated as calcium/calmodulin-dependent protein kinase kinase 1, alpha a. Gene Ontology annotation, biological process: CAMKK-AMPK signaling cascade; protein phosphorylation; activation of protein kinase activity. The transcript is spliced from 17 exons. The coding region runs from base 575 to 2113 and encodes 512 amino acids. NCBI's taxonomy places the organism in Eukaryota, Metazoa, Chordata, Actinopteri, Moronidae. The record is from RefSeq and is a predicted model, not a curated record. Gene Ontology annotation, molecular function: ATP binding; protein kinase activity.